This is a messenger RNA of Leptonychotes weddellii (Weddell seal), 2047 nucleotides long. The record is from RefSeq and is a predicted model, not a curated record. Lineage: Eukaryota; Metazoa; Chordata; Mammalia; Carnivora; Phocidae.
AUACCCAAUGUGGGGCUUCAACUCACCACCCUGAGAUCAAGAGUUGGAUGCGCUACCAACUUAGCCAGUCAGACGUCCCUUCUUUGUCAUUUUAAACACUCAUACACACCUACCGAUGUUUCCAUAUAUUUGCUAUUGUGAAUAAUACUGCAGUAGAUAUUCGUGUUCAGAUACUUUGUGGAGAUACUGAUUUUGUUUCCUUGUGAUACAUACCUAGAAAUAGCAGUGGUGGACUAUAUGAUAGUUGUAUUUUCAAUUUUUGGUGGGUAUCCCUAAUAUUUUCCAUAAUCACUUACCUAUUUACAUGCCCAGCAGCAGUAUUCAAAUGUUAUUUUUCCUGCACAUCCUAAUCAACGUGUUACCUCUUGUCUUUUUGGUAAUAGCCAUUGUGACAGUGAGCUCUCCACAUUACUUUGACUAUCAGGGCCCAAUAAUGCACAGCAACCACUCCAGCUGUUUUCCAUCUCCAGUGUCUGGAAAGGCAUGCCUAGGUUGUUGCUGUGGAGCAGAGGAUGAGGAGGCACCCUUUGCCCAGAGCGCUUCUGUAGGCGUGUCACAGACCAGGAUGCCCAAGGCAGCUCAGUCUUCCCGGAAGACCCACCCUUGUGAGAUGUGUGGUCCAGUCUUGAGAGACAUUUUCCACUUGGCUGCGCACCAGGGAAAAGAAAACAGCCAGAAACUGUUGAGGUGUGGGGCCUGUGGGAAACGAUUUUAUUUCAUUACUGACUUCAGAAAACAUGAGAAACAGCACAUGGGAGAGAAACCCUUCAGAAGCCGUGUGGACAGGGCCUCUGUUGUGAAGAGCUGGGGAUUCCAUGGUUCAGGAAAGCCCCUUACCUGUGGAGAAGUUCAGAAGGAUUUCCUGUCUGGCUUGGGGCAUCUGCAGCAAGAGGCCACUCAUACUGGGGAGAAGCCACACACGAUCACCCAGUGCAGGGCAACUUUACAAAGCAGAAAAAGUCAUGACACCUGGGGAGAAUGCAAGAACGCCUUUGGUCCCAAACACACACAUAUUCAGGACCAGGGUGUCCACCUAGGUAGACAGUCCUUUGUGUGCAGUGAAUGCGGGAAAGCAUUCAGGUACAAAUCCUUAUUUGCCAUACACCAGAGAUACCAUAUUGGAAAAAGACAUUAUGAGUUUGGCAAAUAUGGAAAAUCACUUAGGCAAAGGUCAGCCCUGAAUGAACAUGGUAAAACUCACAGUGGAUCCAGGCAAUACAUGUGCAGCAAAUGUGGGAAAUCCGUAGGCUACAACUCUGUCCUUAUUCAUCCGCAGGGAUGGCACAAUGGAACGAAGAGUUAUGUUUGCAGUGGAUGUGCAAAAUCUUUUAUCCAUAGAUCAGUGUUGAUUACUCAUAGGGUUCGCCCUGGAGAAAGGUUUUAUAAAUGUUGUGGCUGUGCAAAAUCUUUUCCCUCUAUGUCUGCCCUUUGUUAUCAUCAGAGAUCUCACACAGACUUAAGACCGUAUGAGUGCAGUGAUUGUGGGAAAUCUUUUACCACUAGUUCUAUCCUCCGUGCUCACCAGAGAGUUCACACUGCAGAAAGGCCCUACGAGUGCAGUGAAUGUGGCAAGUCCUUUGUCCGAAGGUAUAGUCUCAAAGUACACAUAAAGGUUCACUCAGGUGAAAGGCCUUAUAAGUGUAAUGAAUGUGAGAAAUCUUUUAAGUGGAAGUCCACAUUGAUUAAACACCAAAGAAUUCACACUGGAGAAAGGCCUUAUGAGUGCAGUGAAUGCGGGAAAUCUUUUAUCUGUAGGACUCACCUCCAUUAUCAUCACAGAAUUCAUACUGGAGAAAGGCCUUAUGAGUGCAGUGAAUGUGGCAAGUCCUUUAUCCGAAGAAAUAUCCUCAAAGUACACAUAAAGGUUCACUCAGAUGAAAAGCCUUAUAAGUGUAAUGAAUGUGGGAAAUCUUUGAAGUGUAAGUCAACACUGAUUAAACACCAGAGAAUUCACACAGGAGAAAGGCCUUAUGAAUGCAGUGAAUGUGGGAAAUCUUUUGCCACUAGUUCUGUCCUUCAUUCUCACCAGAGAGUUCACACUGGAGAA